AUGCACGACGACGCAUGCGCACAGCACAACAGGCUCUGGUCGACUGGCUCUGCUCAGACUUCACAGAGCACUGCAAGGUGUAGCGCGCGCAAGUCAUUCCACAGGGUGCCCUUUGGAGGAGCCAGUGGACUUUGUGGACAGUUGGAGUUGAGGGCUAGGGAGAGGAGGUCGAGGAGAAAUUCAUCAGGGAGAAAGAGUAGACCUCUUGUGAUCAAGGAGGAAUUCAGGAGAAUAACUACCAUUCCCCUGGAGCGAACCUUCAUGCACAAACUGGACGAACACACACCAAAACGUAUUACCCAGAUGAAAGCCAAGGGAGGUGCCGUGGGGAUCAAGAUGAGGCCGCUCCUGGACAGACUGAGUCAGAAACAGAGCAUUCUGAUGAGGCGUGAAACCAUUAUCCGCAGCCUUAUACUGUACCUUGGCGAGAAGGAAGAGGAACUUUUUGAAGACUGCUUGGAGGACAGCCGGAGUGAUGUCAGUAACCAUAUCCUCAAAAUACUCGUCGUCCACGGUACUGAUGAGGAUCCAGUCGAUGUCUCCAUCCUUACUAGUGGGUUGCCUGUCAUAAAUGUUUUUCAUUUUUUGUCAAAUAAGGUAUCUGUAAAUGACAGUAAAGAUUGUAUUCUUCAACAAGAAUGGUUAGACACCUUAAGCUGUUUAUUUUUAGUUGAUUCUGUUGAUUUUAUUUCAUGAAUGUUUUAAUUGCAUACUUAAAAGUGCACUAGUCAGAGGACUGGUUUAAAUGUGGAAAUUGCACUUUUUCAGUGUGUAGGUUUGUAAGAUUUUAAUUGCAUAUUUGAGAAGUGACUAUGUUACCAGAUUUAUGUUGGAUUUGGUGUAUAAUGUGUAAUACUGUGUAUUUGUUGUUUACCAGUCGUACCAACCUUUGGAUAUUUUCUUUAAAAAAUAUACUAUUACUACUAUUUACUUUGAAUACCUUUUGCUGGAGAUACAUCUUUAAUUUACUGUUUGUACAAAUUCUAAUGCAGUACAAUAUAAUGCACUUUUACUAUUAACGCAGUACUUGUACAAUACAUUCUGUUUUUCCCCCCAUUUAAAUAGGGGUAUACAUAAUCCAUACACCACUGCUCAAAGUUUAAGAGGCGGUUUCUGUCCUGACCCUCUCCCAGAAGUUGUUGUUGAGUAUUAUAUUUCUGCAAUGAAUGUAGAAACU
Messenger RNA from Entelurus aequoreus (snake pipefish), 1177 nucleotides. RefSeq lists its product as uncharacterized. The transcript has 5 exons. The coding region runs from base 1 to 696 and encodes 231 amino acids. The record is from RefSeq and is a predicted model, not a curated record. NCBI's taxonomy places the organism in Eukaryota, Metazoa, Chordata, Actinopteri, Syngnathiformes, Syngnathidae.